This is a messenger RNA of Drosophila simulans, 8552 nucleotides long. RefSeq lists its product as uncharacterized. Bases 1398 to 1832 code for a protein of 144 amino acids. The record is from RefSeq and is a predicted model, not a curated record. Lineage: Eukaryota; Metazoa; Arthropoda; Insecta; Diptera; Drosophilidae. The transcript has a single exon.
AUAAUGUUAUAUUUUACUGCUGAUUUCCAGCCGUUUCUUCUGAUCCCUUUGUGUACUUAAUGCAGUUUUUGCGCCCCCAAUUCGCAGAGUCAACACAAAUUUAUACGGAAACCUGACAAUGUGCGAGGGGGAGAGAGAGAGAGUGAGUGAGAGAGAGAGAGAGAGGGGAGAAUGGAAAUGAAAGGAGAGCAAGCGAGAUGACAGGAGUUGGACGACACAGGGCGUGCAAAUGUAACGGAGAUAUUUGAAUAUCUGAGGGCGCGAAUGGCAUUCCACCAGUAUUUCAAUAUCCCUGUGGGCGAUUCCCAGAUACAGUCACCCAUAAAAGUCAGCGGACCUAAUGAACUUGCAAAUUUUUAUGACUGCUCGUGGGGCUGUCGGAAUUUCGCAUUGACUUCCUAAGCUGGCGAAUUUGUAAGAAUGCGCUUUGAUUUCAGAUUCAAAGCUUAUCGCAGUUCGAAUGCAAGACCCACGCUGACAUUUUUAUAGCUUUUUCAGAGCUCCGAAUGCAAAAAUUCUUCCGGCUAUGAAUGCAACUUUUCUGUCAGUCCAAGUUGCAAACAGUUCUUAAUAGCAGUUCGCUGACUGUACUUAUAAUUCACGAAAAUCCACCAAAGCUUCUGAAUCAAUUCACUUGUUUUGAGUGCUUUUUGUAAACGAACUGAAAAACCAACCAAAUCGAAACGAAUUCCAAAUUGAUUGCCUCCUCCGGAUGCGAUGAAUUUUCAAUGAUCGCAGCAAUAAUAAACGAAGAGCUCUCGAAAAUAAUCAAAAACUCUUAAGUAUUCCGUCCAUAAAAUGAGGCGAUACGGAUUAGAGUUCAAUCGCGAUGGACAUAACAAUUAUGAUUACACCAAAUCCAAUGGAAUUAUGUAUUCGUUCGUUUUUCAUCCACUGAUAGUGGCUAUCGGGGAAUACAAAAAUGUUCAUGCCGCAUGGCCCCCAAAUGUUUGACCCACUUACAAUAUAGAAAACAGGGGAUAGUCACAAGUAUCUGGGAUGCAAUACACUGUAUCUAUGUAUCUAUACAACAUAUGUUGCCCUAGCCCUGUUCCAAAUUCGAUUUACUCUGGUAUUUAUGAAUAAUACUGCAUAAAUGUAAUAUAACUAAGGAAAUGGAAAAAAUAUAUAAGUUAUAAGUAUCGCACUUAUCGAGAAAAAUAUCUGAGUAACACAUACAUAUCUGCGAGUGAAUCUUAUUUGUUUGAGGUUGAGUUUUUUUUUUUUUUUGUUUGAACAGCUGCCAAUGCUCACAGGGCAUUUACGAUAAGAGGUAACAAAAAUAUAUCUUAGAAACCUAUUUUUUUGCUACGCUAAAAAUGUGAAUAUGUUUGGGAACAACUUAGUUAUCACAGAGAAGUCCGUCGCCCCUUUGAGUUAGUAAACCCAUUUGAAUCAUGACUGAGUACAGUUCCCAGAGCCAAACUGAAAGUGAUAGCGAUGAGGGACCGGAACCGGAUGUGGAGCAGGCCAGGACCCGGGAUUCCUCGGAUGAUCUGACCAGCAACGAGUGGCUGAGCCUGCACGGAUUUCCAACCGGCACCGAGGACGAAUUGGUGGCCAUUUUCUCUCGCUUCUGUUCGAUGAACUCGCAUCGCAAAAGGAAGAAUGGUCUAGAGCUGGGAUUCGCAUCCGCGGAGCAUCUGCAGCUGGGCGUUCUGAUGGCCAAGCGUCUGGUGGUGUGCAACAUGCAGAUCCAGUGGCAUGUGGGUCGUCUGGAGGUUGAUCCAUCCCUGAAUCCCAAGCCUUCAAGGGAGGAAGCCCGUGCUUCGGGCGGUGGACUUGGCGUUUUUGGCAAAUUGCGUAGGGCAUUUGCCAAUUACUUUCACUAAAAUUACCAUUACUAUUGUUCAAAGAAAUUGUUGCAGUCGUUUUAUGAUUCCAAACUAAGGAAUUUGCUAUAUUUGCUAAUACAAAACAUUCAUUAAUUACAAGCUAAGUCUUAUAAUUAGCUCGUCCCACGAUAAUUGGCUGCGAAAUCUUAAAACUUAAAACAUUCAAUAUUACACAAUAGGGGUCCUUGGGGAAAUUGUCCCCUGUGGGUGGAAUGUAAUUGCCUUUCAAGGCCAGAAAAUUAAAUGUGAUUUCCACCCACAUAAUCCAUUUAAUUAAGUGCGACUAAAAAUCAACAUAACGUGCAUUUGCCGUUCAAUAUGGUAAUUUAAAACCCAGACAACAAGUUGCUGAUCACAUAAAAGUCUUGCAAACCCAGCUACCCCAUCCAUAGGCCACCCCCCUAGAAACCCCCCUGCAGGCGCCCACAUAAGGCCGAAAAUGAAAUGGAAAUUUUUCAGAGAGCAAAAAUGAAAAAAAAAAAAAUAAUAAAAGCCGCCAUAAAUAAUAUGCUCAUAUUGCGGACUCUUCAAUUAAAACUCAUUAACAUAAUGGCCUAAAACAGCACUCGACUAACUGUCGGCUGAAUGUGACAAAAAUAAAGCAAUAACAGUGGCGGCGACUGCUAUUCGUGCUAAGGGGGGCGGGGGUUCCCAGAAGGGGGGUUGUCUGCCUUCAAAGUAAAUUUACUUGUCAGUGUCGACGCGUGUAAUUUAUGCAAAUUUUAUGCGCACACCACCAAAAAGCAAAGCACCAAAAAAAAAGGAAAAAAUACAAAUUUAACUACAGCCAGCGAAAAACUGACAAAGACGGCAAAAAAAAUAAAAGCAUUAAACGCAAAGCACGCAGAAUUGUUUUUAUUUUUAUUUUAUUUUUUUUGAAGGCGGAGGGGUGUGUCGUUUUCAUUUUAGUUUAUGGCGACAUAAUUAAAAUUUAUACGACUUACAGCCCGCAUUUACAGGGAACCAGCACCCCUUUUGAAGUACAGUAAUAACACCGCGAUAGGUCGACUUAUGUAAUCGACCGUCAUUAGAUUUCUGUAUCUUAUCAAAUAUUUUGUAACACUAAUCGAAUAUGACAGCAGCAGCCUUAACUAAAGUAAGCACUGGUUCAAUGUGAUAAUAGUUUGUUUAUAAAAUUGUGUUCCUUGAUAACAAUUUUAUUAAAGAUAAGUAUUUUUUUUAAUAAAGAUCUUCGGCGCGUUGAUUUAUCUAGUGUCCACUGUACUUAAAUGGGCAGCAACAGAAAUUAUGUCAAAAUAUGCGCUUACAUACAUAUAUAUAUAUUGGGAAAUCCCAGAUCUUCUCUCACAAUUGCUCCCUCUCUUUUUAGCACUCCUUCUUUUUGGGGUUCACCCUCCCCCCCUCUCUCUAUCACCUGGCAUCUUUCGCCGUGUGUGGCCGUGUCAGUCGCUCUCGCUCACUCCACUGCCCUAUCCCCCUCAGUCUCGCAUAAUUCUUUCAAAUUCAAAUCCAAAGCCAGACAAUAACAACACUAAAUUAUGAAGGAGAAGACUGCAGUCCUGCUCUCUCGCUGCUCAGUAGAAUACACAGAGAGAUAUGAAUGGGCAAACUCGUUCUACUAACAAGAUAUUAACCAAUGUUUUUAUAUUCUUAGUUAAUCUGCUACAGCUGUAAAAACAAUAAUUACUUUAUAUUCGCAAACAUCACUGCAUACCGCAUAGUCACCCUUUUUUUCUCAGUGUAUCGUGGCUUUCGUUCCUCUUCAUCUGUUGCUGUUUGUAAUUUACCUGCCAGCCAGUUGUUUUGUUUACCUAUGACGGCAUUUCCCUCUUCACCGGCUAUCGCUCACCUUUUCCCCUGGUCCUUGUCCUUCGCUCAUUCCGUCCUCGUACCCUUCGCCUUUAUUCUACACUGAGGAAAACAUCUCAAUUAAAAGUCAAUUCAAAGAAUCUGCGCAGCAAAUAUAAAUAGGUUGUAAAUGAAAGAAUUGUAGCUCGCUGAAACUGGAAUAUAUAUUAUGCAAUAUUUUAUUACAUCAGUUUUAUAUUAGAUUAUAUUCUGCAUUCAUUUUUUCUCACGGUGUGCGUACUCUUCUUUAGUUGCCUUCCACUCAGCGACCGCUAUUAAACGUCAUUGUCUCCAAGCCUUCUUCGCCUCUUCUUCAGAUUCUUCUGGCUAUGUGGAUAUGUAUAUGUAUAUGCGUGUAUUUGUUUAUGGUGCGGCUUCGCCUUUGUCAUGGAAAGGAUAAUAAAAAACGAAAUUAUGUUUAAAUAUGGUCAUCCCCCUGCAACUCCAUGGCCCCUUUCCUCGCUCACUCUCUUUUGGGGCAUGGACGCGUUAACAUUUUUAUUGCCGCCAUGUCAGUUCCCAUAAAUGUGCCACACAACACUCGUACAAAGGGAAAGAUAUAAGAACUCGGAACCCGACAUAUAUGUAGCUAACCCUGACCUGACCAUCGUAUCCGUAGCCAUGAAAAAUAUUUUCUUGUUUCAGGAUGGCUUGGCCCAAUGACAAAUAUUUGUCACCAAUAUAUAUAUGAUUUAUAUAGAUCAUGGUCAAUAGGUUACCAUCGAUUAAUUGACUUCGGUUACAGAAAAAACACUAUUAUUCUUAAACUAUCUUCCGCGAACAUUAAGAAAUUAAUUGGAUUGGCUUCAUUAAUCGGCAAGCGAUAUUUAUCGCUCGGUUUAUCAAAUUAAUCAACCAUCCUCAGGCUCUCUACUUUUUCUGCCUCUUGGAAAACGCUUGAUCUUUACUUGCCCUGAAGCAACAACAAUUUGUUUACUAACAAUCUAUGAGCAACGCAAGCAAAAGUCAAAGAGAAGGAGGCAAAGAAGUACAGUCUAGCUUCCAUAAGACACAUAGCAACAACAAAUUAAUUUGUUUUUAACAAACUAGCAUAGUUCCUCAAUGAUCUCCCAAAGUAUGUAUUACUUCUUCCUUUUGCAGAAGAUCUGUUCUCUUAAAUGCUUGACUAGUUUUAGCGAGCCAUCACUGUAGAGAUUAAUUCAGGCCUGAAGCUGCGCAUGCGCAUUUGCCAGAGACAAAUUUCCGAACGCUGAUCCAACCGCUUGACCUUGCCAUCAAUUCUCAUAAUGGAAAUGGCUUGCCAGUCGGGGGAAAAUGGAAAUGAAACCGCUAGGCCGCUUUCCCAACAGCAACAACAACAACGACAAAAUCCAAAUACAAAACGCGAUAAGCUGCAAAGCCGCGGGCCAAUUUGUGCUACUUGGGUUACGUUGAUGUUUAGAGGGGAUGUGGAGCUCAAAGUUGCACUGAGAGAAAAUAGAAUGGUUUACACCAACUUGUUAGCUUUGAAAUUGAGCUUAUUGCGAAUGCCCCACGUUGGGCGCCAGUAUUGUUAACCAACCCAGCAUAGCUUUCAUUUCUCUCUGUGCAAUUGGGCAAACGUAUCGACGGUGGGUCUAUGGUUUGGUUGAUGGGUUCCUGGGUAGGCGGUUAAGCGGGCUACCGCGGCAAUUUAACGCUCCAGUGGCCAUACACACACACACACAGAUACGGCACCAUAUGUAGAUCAGCGAGAUACAUAUGGGAGCAAACAUCUGCAUUUGUGUUGACCCACAAUUAAUCUGAGCCACACAGCUGCAAACAACGCACGAAUUUUGGUCAGAGUUAUCAGUUAGCACCAGGCCCAUCGGGGCUGCAUUUCCUGUAGCCAAUUUCCCAUACGGUUGGCCAAAUUAACGAGCCGUGAGCGAUGAUGACCCAAUCGAAUGGAAUGGAACUAGGUUGGUCCAACGAAAUGCUCGGCUUGCUCAUUUUCCCAGAGCGCUUUUUUAGGCCUUACCCCAAUUUAGGUUCGGUUUAAUGUAGUCGGUAAUAAUUAAGUAUUUUGAUGAACAACAAUGCGUUGCCAUAGAAAAAACAAAGAGACUUUAGGCCAGUGUUGAUUAACAGUAUUAUUAUUAUAAUUCGGUCAAUUUUAUUUUUCAAAGGCAGUACUGCAAAUGGGGUUGAAUUCCAUUCAGAUGGUAAUUAUAAUUUGCAUUAUAAGCAUUCCCUUUUUAUCAUAUAUAGUAAACAAACUUUAUUCGAUAUUAUUUUAUGAUAUGAGAACCUUCCUCAUUUGCGUUUUUCUCGACCUGCCUUUUUUGGAAGUUUCCGCACUUAUUGGCGGCGCCAUCGAAGGCGUCAUCCACUUGGCCAGAUCCCCACUUCAGCUAUUUUUGGCGUCUUGUUCUGCCAUCUAAUGGACACAUUAUGUUCUUGACCCGCGGCGGAAACGCGUGCCUGCCUCCCAUUAUGGAUUUAGAUUUGGACUUGGAUUUGGCUUUGUGCAAAUUGAAACAUCCACGGAUGUUAGCUAAUGGGAUCCGAUAUCUAUAACCACACUGCACAUCAAUAUAAGGCAAAACAAAUGAUUAACAGGCCCAAAAAAAAAAAAUAAUAAUAAAAAACAAAAAACGGACGAAAACCCUUGAGGGCUUUGGUUUCCCAACGAUUUUGGGCAUGACUUCAUUCAGGCAAGAAAUCUUCGCGGCUUUUUUCUUUUUUUUUUUGACACGCGCGUCACGGCGACACCUUGACAUGCCACGCCCACCAGCACCUCGCCGCCCAGAGAAUGAAUGACUUAACCAAAUCCCAUCAAAUUAUGCGCGUUCGGUGACUGCCCGUCUUGAAUUUUAAGCCAUCGGCCGACCCCUCCAAAAAUGAAAUACUCCCCAAGAAAUUGAAAGAAAACCGAAAACCGAAAAGCGACAAAUUUAUUGAAUUAUGUUUUUCGCUGUUGUGUUUGUCGGAUGUAUUUUGUAGUUUCUGAAGUGACAAAUCUCUCGGGUUAUUGGGUUGGGUUAGGUUACGUCGCGUUGCGCUGAGGGAUCCGCUGAUGGAAGGAAGGUCACAUAUUCGGGUAGACUGCAGAAUGGAUUCGAAAAGAUAUGCAGCGGAAUAAUGAGUGGGGACCGAUGAAGAGGAGUGGCAUGCAUAUAGGGUUGAAUUGUUUUGGAAUCAUACGAAAUCAGAUGCCUUGAAAUGUUUUGGGAACGAUAUAUGAGAAAUGAAUUCCCGAAAUUAAAUGCUAGUGUUGCAUAAAAAUCAUUUUUUCUUCGAAGCGAAAUUGAAGACCGGAGAACUUAUAUAAUAAUCAUAAUAAUAAUCAUUGUAAUAAUCAUAAUAAGCUAAAAACAUGAUAUGAUGAUAACCUAAUAACCAUAAGCGAUACAUCUGUAUCUUUCCAAUAUUGUAUCUUAAGAAUCUCUCUUUCUAUGUAGUUUUUUCUUCUAUUACGCAAACUCGCUGCCUUUCCCCCCAAAAAAAAAAAACCUACAAAGUUGAUGGAUGUCUUUGACAUUGAGCAUUGAGUCCGUGGUGCGAGUGUCAAUCGUCAACGCGGACUUGUCGACUUAAAGCGCAAAUUGAAUUAGGCAAUGGUAAUUCAGUUGCUUCUGUUGCUAUUAUCGACAGGCGUUUCGUAUUCGUAAUUUGAUUUUGGUUGUCAGGCUUAACAGGCCCCCCAUCAAACCCAAAGCCGAAACACAAUUCCAAAUGUGGACAAUCGAAUUCCAAUUUGACGCAAAUGCUGCACAGGCACAGCCUCUCCUCGAAAAUCCAGCGAAGUAUGUAGUCUGUAGAUACAUAUGUAUGUGGUAUUUCCUUCGACUUUUGAAGACAGCUGCAGGUAAACGACACCGCAUGUCGCCCCUAUCUUCGAUUCCGAUCGGACAGGUAACCAGAGUUCAGGUAGAUAAACUGCCGGCAGGGAACGGGAACUGCUCAUCCUUCUGUGAUAACUUCAUCCUGCCGCAGCAGGAAGUAUCCUGCGAAUCACGCAUCCCACUCUACGGCGAUUCACCCUUGAGAAUACAAUAUGCGCAUAGAGACGAAACGUGACUAACUGCGAUUGUCCCGCGGGCAUAAUUAGACCCGAAUAACAUCACCUGGCGACACCUCAGCACAAUCACCACAUUUGCAAAUAUCAGAUAGGCCAAAAAACAAAAAACACUGAGCGAAAGUAGGACGAUGUUUUCCCGCUUAAGUUCCCAACUUGGAAUGGUAAUUUUUGUGGUUUUUCCCCUGUGUAGCAGAUAAACAGCAUUUAAUCAGUAGCACACUCAUCUUAUCGCACUGGCGCCAUGAGAUUAGUUUUCCAAGUAAACUUUUUGGAAUUGGGCUAUUCCUGAAUGCGAAAUCCGAACGGCAUCCGAGGGCCGGAAAUAGAUCGAUCCUAGAAGAGGGUGCUUCUCGCAGCCAGACGAGACAACCCAAGCAUAUACCAAUACCAUAUAGCAUCUAUGUCCCCAGCAGAUCCAUAAAUAUUUAAAGAGUGAGAGAUGUAUUGAGGAGGGUUCACAGGGGUCACUGCGAGACGAAAAUGAAUUGAAUUUUGUUUUUUUUUUUUUGGCUGUCUUGGGGCAGACAAAUGAUAAUAAAUAAAUAUGCUGAGGAGGGGAGUCCGCCGAUGCUGCACCACUUAAAGAUAUAAUAUUGGGGAUUGGACGAGCUCGAUGGCAAACACUUGGGAACACUUGUGAUAAUCAUGACUAAUAAGAUACACAAAUAUCGGAGCGACUGGGAGCAACCGAAAAAAAUACGAGAAAAUAAGGCAAACACAGCUGGACCAGAAAGGGGGGCAGCCAAACCAGACAACAAAGUACUCACAAUUCUGGCAAAUGCAAUUCGGGGAGUUCCUUCUGUGGUUGGGGGUUACGAAAAUAAGUCGGUGGAUAAGCUCAUUUGGAUGGAGACCAACGUCGAAGGGUGAGCAAGUGGAAAAAGCAACAAAAAGGGGCGAAAAAU